AGUAGGUAGAUGCUGAGGAGAGAGACGCAGGACGGAAAAUACAACAAGUGAGUGAACUGUUGCUCUGCAAAUAAAGUCGCUCAGCAGCGGGAUUUCUGCCGGCUGAAAGUCUUUAAAAGUAAUUCGUCAGAAUGUGUGAUUUUAAUUGAAGGUGCGCGACGCGACUUUGAUUUGAAAUAUUAUCAUUGUUUAAUUUUUUCAUUCCCUCCGUGUCGGACCGCUGUAAGCGUUGCUUUCAUCAUUUUGGACAACGCGGUCCGGCCACAAAGCAGGAGUCCCGUAUGCUUCAAGUUUAAAUAUUAGGGUGACUUUGAGUUUGCACCGGAGCGCAACUUCACCCGAUGCGACAGUGAAACCGCUCAGUUGUGGAAGGAUUUCAUUCCGGUCUUGGACCAGUUUUCUUGCGACGUUUCUGAACCUGCAGCAUGGAAAAAACAACAACACUGAGAACCAGGUAGAAAAGAAGGAAAAACACUAGAUUCAGGAAUCUCCUGUGAUUCUAUAAUACAAUGUUUACUACUUCAUCCAAGCUGCCUUUAAAACAAGCUUCCACUUUCAAUGCAAUUUGGCUUGCUAUUUUCUCAGAAUUUUCCCCUUUAUGACCUGUAACAAAUUUGUACUUGGAAUGUAGGAGUAGACCAAAGAAGAGGCUCCAACAACAUACACACACAUAGAGAGAGAGAGAGAAAAAGAGAAAGAGAAAGAGAGACAGAGAGAGAGAGAGAGAAAGAAAGAGAGGUGCCAACCCAUCAAAAGAGCCGAGAUUUAGCAGUUUCCUCGUUCUUCUCUUCUCAUUCCUGAACAGACAAAAAGUGCCCUUCCCUAAAUGUGGUGGGUGAGAUGAACUCCAGUGGGAAUACUGUAGACCCCACCUGACAGCUCUCUGCCUGAGCAACUGAAAGCUUUUCACUGGAGCCUUCACAACCACAGAAGAAAUAAAAAAACAGUGUCUCCAAUCCAACAUCUCAACAGUGAUUAAAAUAUUUAUGUUGCUUUUGUCUUGCAAAAUGAUGUCUUAUCAUUAGAUAGUUGACAGCCCUUUGACAUUGUUAACCAGAGGAAACUGAAAAAUAAAAGGAUACAAAACCGACGUGCUGAACACCAAGAAAUGGAAAACCCUAUUUGUCAUUCUCUACCCGACUUUGGAUUUUCUCUUGUCUGAGACUUGCCUGUCCCACUCCUAGACUAGUCUCCCGUUUCCGUUCUCUUCAUCCACACAAUUAAAUAUUUUCCUCCUCCAUCUUAUUGAUCCAGUUAAUUUCUUCAGCUUUCAGCCUGGCCGGCACAACCAUUCCAGCUAAGGGGGAGGAGGACCUCCUCACGCUGGCCGCCUCCCGGCUCAGCCACAAGAAACGUGUCAUUGGGGCUGGAGUUGGCGUGGCCAUGGUCCUGGUCCUGCUGGUUGCCAUUCCCCUAUUGGUCCACACCACCAAGGCAGGAGGGUCCGGAGGAGGGGGCACGCAUUACGAGAUGCUUGGGAGCUGCAAGAUGGUGUGUGACACUUUCACCCCCCCACAGGGAGAGUUGACAGCUGUCUCACCUCAGCCCCCAGACUUCUCAAACCGCAGGAGCAAACAGGGGUACAGAGGGAGCCCUGGACUUCCUGGACCACCAGGUCCUAAAGGGCCCCCCGGAGAGCCUGGCAAGCCCGGCCCACCUGGUCCACCAGGGCCUGGACCCGGUGGCUACGGCCAAUCCUUCUAUAGUCCCAAAAUCGCCUUCUACGCAGGCCUCCGGAAACAACACGAAGGGAAUGAAAUACUGAAGUUUGAUGACGUGGUGACCAAUGUAGGAAACUACUACGAACCGAGCACCGGCAAGUUCACCUGCCCUCUGCCUGGCAUCUACUACUUCACCUACCACGUCCUGAUGAGAGGAGGGGAUGGGACGAGCAUGUGGGCUGACCUGAAGAAGAACGGACAGGUGAGGGCCAGUGCAAUUGCUCAAGACGCAGACCAGAACUACGACUACGCCUCCAACAGUGUCAUCCUGCACCUGGAUGUGGGGGACGAAGUGUGUGUACAGCUGGAUGGGGGCAAAGUUCACGGCGGAAACACCAACAAAUACAGCACCUUCUCUGGCUUCCUCAUCUACCCUGACUGACAGUAUACUCACAUUUAUAUACUCUCUUUCUGUAAUCAAGCAAAAAUUGUCCUCUCCUCUCUUCAUCUAACACCACCACGACUACAUCAUGUAAUUUGUCAUUUCAACGCUCUUCAGUACACAAAACAUGAAAACGUAAUAACAUGAUCAUAGUUAACAAAUUUGUGUAAAAAUGAAUAUAGUAUUGUAUAUAUUACCAGUUAGAAAUCUGAUACAUUAUUCAAGAUAUUCAUGUACAGUAGGCUAUGUGUACGCAUGGGUAAAACACAUAACGCACAUCUGUUUUUACAUUGACACACACACACACACACACACACACGCACACACACACACACACACACACACACACACACACACACAACACACACACACACACACACACACACACACAAACACACACACCACACACACACACACACACACACACAACCACACACCACACACACACACACACACACCACACACACACACACACACACAUAUACACACAAAGGCUUGCUCAUAUAAACUGAACUUCUCCUAUCGGUUGUUACACUGAGACAAGAUGACCAUUUCAGCCACUGGUCUGAAAUCAGCUAACAUGAUCUCUGAAUGUACACUGUAAAUCGAAGUGUGUGUACUUUGUGGCUACAGCCUCUCACAUUUACUGUGAGAUACAUUUCUAAGCGAGAAAAGUCACGACUGUAUUGAUUGCAGCUCAUAAUACAGCCAACACCAUGAACAGUGUGUUGUGUGUCUAAGUUCAUGCCGAUGUGCGAGCAAAAGCGUAUGUUCACCCUUCAGUUUGUGUCGAGGAUUAAAAGCAUCACGUUGCUGUUAGUUUGACUUGCACAGUCCCCGGGUACUGUUAUGGGACGGGCUGUCGAGUUGUUAGUAGCAGUCCCUUAACAUACACAGUAUAGAGGUUUAGCUCUGAGAUUUACCCUGAGCCAGAGCUCAUGGCAUGUCCGGCUAUGAUGAUCUGAUCUGAGGCUUCCUCUACAGCCUUAUCUGUUCAGUCACACUCACAUCUGGCAUCCACCGUUUGCUGUAUGACUUUGCUGAGCUAGUUUGACAUUUUAGUAAAUAUGAUUGUUUUCUUUCUUGCCAAGAGUUGGAUGAAAAGAUGUAUACCACUUUCUUAUCCAUCUGUUCACCAUAAUGCUUAACUUAGCACAGCACAACAUGGGGGUUAAAAAACGUUUUGGGUUGUUUGUAUUUGUUUAAACCAAUCACACUCCUCUUGGGCGGCGCUGAGCAUUUAUCAAAUGACGGUGCCUGUCGUUGAUGUUUUACUGCCAUAGGCCAUACUUAUAGGUUUUCUGUGCCUUACACUAUCUUUUUUUCAUUUUUAUGCGUGAGAAACUCCAGACGAUAUGAACAAGCUGAUACAAACAGCCAUCUGAUGAGGAUUUCUUUUGACAGUCAACGCAAAUGUUAUUACCCACUUUAAGAAAUAAAUGCAGAUGCUAUCUGAGGACAUUAAUUGUGAAUCUUUGUAUGUAAUUGGAUGUAACUCACUGCUGUAAAUAAAAGACCCCAAAAUCCUGACCAAGUUUAAUUCUGUAUGGUGGGAAAAACCUGUGGGAAUGAACAACAGAAGCAUGUCACUGUGUUCAAAAGUUGCAUCCAGAAAAGGUAUAACAAUGUAACCAAUUUAUUAUAUUUAACAAUUCUGUGAUAUAAUGCUAAGACGGGUACAAUAUAAUACUCCUUUGAGCACAUCUAUUGUAGUUUUAGUGCCAUGGAAGAAGAGAGCUUCAUAUGAGCCCAGCAAGUGACACAUGUCUAGCUUUGAAACCUAAUAGCAUGAUUGUAAACCGAUGAGAUUUGGAUCUUUAAUUGAGAAACCCUCCUGAGUGGCUUUACAUAAUCUCUGCGCCAUGCUGCAUCCUACUGUGUGUGUUUUCUGGAGCUGUUACCUUUGUUUACAAGCAGUGUGGAUUCAUUGUUGUCGCUGUACUUUGCAAGCUGAGUUGUGUAUAUUUGUUAUGUGUGAAAUCAGCAUAGAUUUUUCUCUGCCCUUGAAGACCAUGAAACACAAUAAUAAAAAAAAAACAGAUUAUUUUGCUGUCA
Etheostoma spectabile (orangethroat darter) is the source of this 4158-nucleotide messenger RNA. RefSeq names its product complement component 1, q subcomponent-like 4b (gene c1ql4b). Bases 1384 to 2103 code for a protein of 239 amino acids. The record is from RefSeq and is a predicted model, not a curated record. NCBI's taxonomy places the organism in Eukaryota, Metazoa, Chordata, Actinopteri, Perciformes, Percidae. The transcript is spliced from 3 exons. Gene Ontology annotation, molecular function: protein binding.